GGCUGCAGCCGUCGUCGUCGUUGUUGUGGUGCGCGUGCGCGCCCGAAGGUUGGAGGGCUCGCUCUCGAGUCAGCACUCUCGGUGCGAGUGUGGCCCAAGAUGGCGGGCUCGACGGUGGUGGGUUCGCGAGGAGGGCCGAACCGACGACGACGUCGGAGCUGGCAGCUCACUGCUGCAGCAGUGGACACGAGUAUUAUUGCCGUCUGGCCGAGUGCAAGUGUUGAAAUAUAAAAGAAAAAGAGAGCCCCAGCGGACGCGAGCUUUUACCACACGACGAGCCUCUCUGUGUGUGCCAUCCACCACGAGGAGCAGCAGAAAAGUGUGCAGCGCGAGACAGCCCGACGAUUUCGGUAAAAGCUCGAAGCAUCGAAGGCUAUUCCAAGUGUGCAUAAUAUAUACAUAUAUCUGUAUAUUACGUGAGAGUGUGCCGCCCCGUGCAGCAGCAGCAGCAGCAGCACCGAAAGGAAAAAAAAAGCUUCGAUCGAGCUGGUGCAAAGUCUCGACGAGGAAAGAAGCAGCAGCAGCUUCGUAGGAGAUCGUCGACCGUGAUAAACCGGAUAAACUCCUCAGCAGGGCUGGUCCCUGCCGAAGCUCUGACUAGCUGCAGCGAUUCCUGGAGCCGCGGGUACAGGCACGGAAUCGCAUCCUCUUUGUAAGCGCAAUGAUCGAGGCAUCCUCGUCGAAUAAACAUCGGCAACAGCAGCAGCAAAAACAGGAAAAGCAUCAUCGUCGCGAGGCGAAUCGAAGGAAGGGGAGCAAUCGCACCGUCAGUCACUUGGACGACUCGCAGCAGUGCUGAGAGCAGCAGCAGCAGCAGCAGCUGCCUGCACCCGACGCCGUUACGAAGGGUCAACGAGAUCCAAGCACUCCUCCGUCUCCUGUUACUCCGGUGGACGACAGUAGCAGCAGCGCAUCAACAGCAGCAGCAGCAGUAGCAGUAGCAACAGGAAGGAUAGGUUGGCCGGACGAGCACUCGAGGGCUGCGGCCGCGGCUGGCGCGAGGAAGCGGAGCAAUCGUCACAACAGGAGCAACGGAGGAGGACAGCAACAGCAGCAGCAGCAGCAGCAGCAGCAGGCCACGGCCGGCAACGCGCCCAACAGGACCAAUAGUAACAACGGCGCCAGCGGCAACAGGAGCAGCAACCCUAGCGCGUCAACGACGACGAGCAGCGGAGGAACAGGGGCAGCAGCAGCAGAAAAAACGCCUGCGGCAGCUGACAUGACGACGCCAGUCAUGGGCUACGUGUCGGUGAAGGACUUUUACCGCGACAGGUCCAUCUUCAUAACCGGUGGCACCGGAUUCAUGGGCAAGGUCCUGGUCGAGAAGCUGCUGAGGUCCUGUCCCGGCAUCAAGAACAUCUACCUGCUGAUGAGGCCGAAGCGCGGCCAGGACGUGCAGCAGAGAUUACAGGAAUUGCUCAAUGCACCCCUGUUCGAUAAGCUGCGUCAGGACACGCCGCACGAGCUGCUGAAGAUAGUGCCGGUGGCCGGCGACGUGACGGAACCGGAACUCGGCAUAUCCGUGGCCGACCAGGAGAUGCUCAUCCGAUGCGUCUCGGUGGUCUUCCACUCGGCCGCCACCGUAAAAUUCGACGAGGCGCUCAAGCUCUCCGUCACCAUCAACAUGCUCGGCACCAAGCGCCUCGUCCAGCUCUGCCAUCGGAUGCACUCGCUCGAGGCACUGAUUCACGUGUCGACGGCGUACUGCAACUGCGACCGCAUGGACGUCGAGGAGAAGAUCUACACGGCGCCCCACGACCCCGAGCAGAUAAUCCAGUGCACGACGUGGAUGGACGACAGCCUCGUGGAGGAGCUGACACCGAAGCUGAUCGCCAAUAGGCCCAACACCUACACCUUCACCAAGGCCCUGGCCGAGAGCAUGCUGCUGAGGGAGGCGGGCAGUCUGCCCGUGGCCAUCGUCCGGCCCUCGAUCGUGCUCUCGUCGUUCCGCGAGCCGGUCGCAGGCUGGGUCGACAACUGGAACGGGCCCACGGGCAUCAUCGCCGCCGCCGGCAAGGGCUUCUUCCGCACGAUGCUCUGCCACGAGGACAAGGUGGCCGACCUCGUGCCCGUCGACAUCGUCAUCAAUCUGAUGAUCGUGGCGGCCUGGCGCACCGCGAUCCACCGCAGCGACACCAUCCAGGUGUACAACUGCAGCACCGGCCAGCAGAACCCGAUCACGUGGAAGCACUUCGUCGAGCUGGCCUUCAAGUACAGCCGGCUGCACCCGACCAACGGCGCCAUCUGGUACCCGGGCGGCCGCUGCCGCAACAACGCCAGCGUCAAUCGGGUCUGCGUCGCCUUCCAGCACCUGGUGCCGGCCUACGCGCUCGACUUCCUGGCGAAUCUGCGCGGCAGCAAGCCCAUCAUGGUGCGCGUCCAGGCGCGCCUCGACAAGGCCGCCAAGUGCCUCGAGUACUUCAGCACGCAGCAGUGGAACUUCAAGGACGAGAACGUGAAGCAGCUCGGGCUGCAGCUCAGCGCCGACGACAGGCAGACCUUCAUGUUCGACGUCAGGCAGAUCGACUGGCCGUCGUACCUCGAGAACUACAUACUCGGCAUCAGGCAGUUCAUACUCAAGGAGAGCCCCGACACGCUGCCGGCCGCCCGGACACACAUUACCAGAUUGUACUGGCUGCACAAAACCGUACAGAUAGGCACGGUGCUGCUGUUGAUGAGGCUACUGCUGUCGCACAGCAGCUGGGCCCGCAGCGCGUGGUUCAGCCUGCUCACCUUCGUGCUGCGAAUGUGCCGCAUGAUUGUUUGACGACUCAGCAGUGCCACGUGGCCCCCGCAGAGGAGGCCCCGUUCAUUAUUAUCCAUUAUAAGCAGCAACAAGCAGCAGCAGCAGCAGCAGCAACAGCAGCGACACGACAGCAGAAGCAGCGGAAGUCUAAUAACGGCAUCGGCAAUCGGGCAUAUUGUUAAGGAUAAGAGCAGCAGCCCCUACUACUACUGGACGACGUUGCAGCACUGUAUAAAGCUUCGGAUCGUCGGCGCCCUCGAAGCGCCGAAAUCGGCGGCGCGUGUCCUAAUCAAGGCAGCGGCGAUCGCGGCUUGAAUUACCGAUCGCGCGUCUCUCGAUCCGCCACUCUCGGUCCAGUUUGAUUGCGCAAUAGGAGAAGGAACACCGACGCCAUCAUCAUUAUUCGCCAGCAACAACACAGUCCAGCCAUCAGUCAUUUCACUAUACAAUAUUAUACAAAAAAAAUAUAUAAGUUACGUCUUAUAUACCAGCGGCAGCAGCAGCAGAACAAGAGGAUCAUCGCUGAAAGUGAGAGAGAACAGAAGUUGUCUUCGAGUACGAUGUUAAAUAUUAUAUACAAUAGAUGUGAAAGUAAGUCAAGUGGAUGAAAAAAAGCUAACGUAUACAAGCUAAACGCGAGAGUUAUUAUAUAUAUAUAAAUGCGGUUUAUUGAGGAGUAUAAAGAAGAAACAGAUACUAUAUAUAUGACGAUAUAACGUGGAAAUAAAACAUAAUUAAAAAUAUCCCAAGCCACAUUGCGCGUAAUGUGGUUGUAAGAUGAAAAAAAAUCGUAGCUUCCAGUACCAGAGAUAACAAAACAACAUACACUCGCGGAAUCGCGACUUUACAGUAGCGUCUACUCACACAUCUACACCUAUGACAUACAAAUUAAAAAUACACUCCACACACGAUACACAAUUCACACAAACACAUAUACAAGCAAACAUUGUCGUAUCUAAAAGACAAAUAAAAAUAGUAUACUAUCUCACGCGUGCGAAAUGACAACAAUUUUUCCAAAAGCAACCGUUGAAAUAAACAAAUAGUAAAUUAUAUUUAACACAAACAGCGCAAAAGCCAAGCUUCGUAGUGCGAUUUUUGUAGCUUCUUCGAGCCAUUAUUACUGUUACAUAUUGUUGUUUAUAUAAUUAUUAUUGUAUCAUUAUUAAAUAACGUAUAAUCAUAAUUGAAGAAAUUAUUGCGAAACAUAUAUUUCCGAUGUGAAAGAGAGAAAAUUGUUGCGCGACGAUUUUUUAAACGAGUCGACGCCGCACGUAAAUGAACGAGUGAGAGAAUGAAAGGAUGAUGAGUGACGUGUGUGCAGAAUGCAUGAACUCGAAGAUCUUCUGGAAUUUACUUAUGCGAUAAUAAUUGUGCGAUUUCGUCGGUGUGGCGAGUGCAGCGAACUCUUUAGAGGCCGAUAUAAUUCAAGUAUGCUUCCGAUUGUCCCAAAUUGUAAAACUCCGCUUAUACAAGCUAAUGAAAGUCCCGUCGCGGUUGUUGUUAUUAUUAUUAUUAUUAUUAAAUUUAAUUACUUUUAUUGUAUUUUUUUUAUUAUUAUUAUUAUCAUUAUUAGAUAUUAUAGAUCGGAUACUUCCCGUCCGCUCUUCCAGCAAAAUGUACGUUUACGUAAAUAACAUCGGACUAUCAAAAACAAAGUGAAAAUUCGAUUUAUCGACGGUUGAAAUGAAUGAAUCAUACUUAUGAUAUCGAGUACACGAUAUAUAUAGAUAGAGAGAAAAAAAAGUGAGGAACAAAUGCACCAGUCAAUUUUUUUUAUGAGAAAUAAAAGAAGAAUUAACGACAAACUCGAGUGACAAGUUGAAAAGGCGAAAAAAACACGCAUAUAAUAUUUAUAACAAUAUUAUAUAAUAACAAAAAAAAAUUAAUAAAACAAUACCGCAUAUUAUAAUAUAUGACGACUAAGAUUGUUUUUAGCUGCGAAGGAAAAAAAACACUGAAAAUAAAAGUAAAAUAAUAAUAAAUAAUUGUUAAUUUUUACGAAGAAUCCAUCGAUUGUAAUAUUGCGAGUUUAAGCGACUGCGUUUUAAGCGAUUAUGUAUUGUAGUACGGAGUAUAAUUAUAAAAAAUUCACACAGAAACACACGUUAAGACACUCAAAGCCCAUACGUCAGCGUACACGAUAAACAUUUGAUAAUAAUAUAGCGUAAAUUCGAGGCGUACAGAGGGAUAGGGAGAGAGAGAGAGAGAGUAAACGCGCUUAGAAAUCCGAUUACCACGUAAUAAUGAGGAAUAUGAUGAUGAUUCACGAGGCUCGCGAUUCGCCCAUUUUCCACGUUAAUUAAUUAUCGGUGGUGCGCGUAUAUAGAAAUCAUCCAAUCCUUCGGUGAAAUUAUUGAUAAUAUACAGUACUAAUUAAUGCAGAUAAAAAAUAAAAGGAGGGACAGAACUUUUACGCCAUUACGUAAGAUACCUAGAUGGAUAUUUUUUGCUACGUCCAGUAUAUUUCAUAGAAAAGUUAUUAAUAGUGAAUAAUUUUAGGCGAGCCCAUCGGUUCCAAAGUUAACAAACUAAAAAAAAACUUUCAUAAAAAUCAUCGCAAAAAAACUGAUGUCCGAUUCUUCGAGGACACGCGUAGCAGCAGCAGCAGCGUGAGCGGCGUCUCGCCCCCGUCGACAAAAAAGGGUAUUUCGUUUUAUAUUAGAGGUAGUAAAAAAACCGCACGCGAGCGCGAUUUUGCCUGGAAAAAAAAUAAUAAAAGCGUCAACUCGCGCAAUUUAUUUGGCACACGCCCGUUGCGAGAACUAUGCGCGCGCGAGAGAAAGAGAAAAAGAGAGAAGUUUUUUCUUCGAUUAUUAUAGCAAUUCCCAGUGCAAGGACUAUAUUUAAUAACGCCCUCGCGAAAGAGACGCUAACCGCGCGUGGGUCGAUCGAAAAAGUAAUAAAAUCAAUGCAUAACGACGCGGAGAAUGAAUAAUGCAGCCGUAAUCGUAACUUCCAAUUUGAAUAAAGAGAGACAUGUGUUCUUAGAUACUAACGUUGAAAAUACAUUAAUAGUCAGUAACGCGAUAUACAUAAUACGAUAAUAAAAUAUUGUCUGCUAUUAUUCGGAUACACUCGUUGAAAGUGCAUACAUAUGUAUUGUGUGUCCUCGCGGCGCGCGGAAAUUUCCCGCGCAAACUUGAGCGUGUGUGUAAGGAAUUCGCGAAUGCCCUCUCCAGCGGUUUGUCGCGACGAAUUUUUCUCAAAACAAAAAUUACGAUAAUGUACUGUACGUAUGAUAACGCGCAUAUGAACAUUCGUUUCUUUCGCUUACCCCAAAAAUAUCUCUAUGUAUCUUACAGAUCUCCUCAAUCGUAUAAAAAUCGGGGGUGUCGGCUGUGUUUUCAUCGAGCUUAGGUUUUUAAACGAUUUUUCAUAAAAGAAGCUUUACGUACACACACACUGCUCUCUGUGCAGUCGCUCGAAUAUAACGCAGAUCGAAAUUUGGCAAUUUGGCCAAUGUUGAGAUUUUCAAUUCGACUCGGAGCAUCUGAAAAUUGUCACGCGAGUAGAAGGGGUAUAUAUGUAAUUAAUUAAUCGAUAUUAUAAAAAAAAUUAUUGAAAUUCGGUCACCCGUGUCGCUCGAACUGAAGUGUACUUUCGAAUCGCGAUUGACACUUUUGGAGCGAUUAUAAGUAGAAAAUUGUGUAAAUAAUAAAAUAUAAAUACAUGAAUAACACGGAGUGAAAAUGAUACAACUCAUAUGAGCCGUAGUAGAACAUAAAAGACUCUCGAAUCACCAACUUCUACAGGCUGAAACUAUUUUAUUGGAUCGUAUCGUGUGAACAAUACGAUGCAUCGCAAACGAUAAUGUGUACCAGGUAAUAUAGAGCAACUACUUGUGUGAAUUAUACGCGAUUAUACGAGCGAUGAACGGAUUAGCGAAGGAGCUAUCAAAAGGGCUUAUGUACGGGCUCUCUUUGCGUUAAUAUCGAGUAUUAUAUUAAUUAAUUGCGCUAUUGUUGCGGAGAUCGACACGUCUAAAUAUCUCAGCCAAACUCAAGUUAUUAUAAUCGACACAUGAAUUCCAUUGAAACCUAAUCGCGCUAUACAAACAAUUUUCGUAUUUAUGCUUGUAAAUAAUUAUAAAAUACGUAGACGUUCGAAAAUCGAUGUAUGCAUCAUCGUCCAUCAACGGGGGGGUAUUGUUCUUCGGCAAUAUAAUAGGAAGUUUUGAGUUGAGACCAUUAAGGAGUAGCGAUAAUGUGUUUGUACAGAAUAUUUACGAUUUCACGUUACGAUACGCUUUAAAUUAUAAAUAAGGUAUCGAGUAUUGGUUUUUACCGGCUUGCCAAAUUGAGAAGUUAAAAAAAAAAGGCGACUUUCGAUUAUUCAGAGCACACCACACACAAACACACGACACACCCACACAAACAAGUGAAUACGAGUGCAGAGUAUUUGAAGAUGAACAAAAGUGUUGCAAAAUAUUGUAUAGAAUUUGAAGUGCUCGGACUGCAUUAUUACUGAGCGAAUGAUUUUUAUAAAAUAAAAAAAAAGACGAUGAUUGGCGUGCUUUACGGGCACGAGAUCUGUGUACGUUAGGUUAUUCGUUGUUGAGUAUAUAUUGCUAUACUUUUUAUUGAGUAUAUUUUAUGUAGAGAAGCUAUAAGUUGAGAUUUAUUAUUGCUCUUGUUCGUCGGAUGCAAUAUGUCAUUAUAUUAUAUUAUUGUCUUCGUUGCUGUUGUUCAUAAAUGCCAGAUUAUCAUUGCGAUGCGGCGAUUAUUAUAUUCAAUUAAAGUCAUCGGUUACAAAUUAUUUAACAAUGUGUAUAUUAGCUAAAUGGUAUAAAAACUAAUUUAAGGUGCAUGAGUAUCGAACAUACAACGGCACAACUUUUAAACACGAUGGAAUUUGAAAAAAAAAAUAUGAGCGCGAGCUCGUCGAUUGUUAAAAAAAGCGAGAAAGCUUGGACGCGUCUGAGACUCUGCCUUUUGUAAUUUUUUCGGACUCUUCCGUUCUCAUCGGAAAGUCAUCGUCAUCAUCACCGUAAAGAUGCACUUGAUCAAAUGAAAAAACGUACGUCAUUCCAAUUUUUAUAACCGUGAAACAAAAGAAAAUCAGAGAAUCGAAAAGAUUAGAAAUUGAGAUUUUCGUAAUGUCGCGGGCUGCGAAACAUCAUCGAUGCGCGUGUGCGACUAUCCAAAAGCCGAAGUUAAUCGGAUUUUUGGCUUCAGAUUUUUCACAUCUUUUCCUAUUCGCACUCUAUUCGAUCGUAAUGAGCGAGUUUAACGUUCGAUUUAAUUUUAAUACAUAAAUGCAUUGUCGUCGACUGCAGAGUUUUCUCAGACAUCUUCGAAGGAUUGUGAGCUUAGUUCCGCGAGUAUAGAACUGCUUUUCAUUUCAAGAAAGAAAAUGUUCACACAAAGUAUAAGCGCGAACGUGUUUUUAUCUCUUCCUCGAUUUGUGAUUAAGUUUUUGUAUAACUGAUGGUUUUUAUAUAGCCCAAGUAUCGCUCGUUUAUAUAAAUGUAUUAUAAAAGAAAGAUUAAAAAAAAUUACGUCGUUCGUUGCUGAAAUUCUUUACAAAUAGAUCUUAAGCUAAAGGAAAUUAUUAUAAUUUUCUUUUUAACUUCAUUAUUAUUACUUAUUACUUUUAUUACUAUUAUUAUAUUAUAAAAAUAUAUAUGAACAUAAAAAAAUGUUAUUACAUACAACAUAUUUGGUGCAAGUGAGUUUUUAUAGAGUACAAUUAAUCAAUUUUUUUCUUUAAAGUUAGCCGAUUGUAAGAGGAACUGUGAGAGCAAACGUGUUCUUUAAGAAAUAAAUAAAAAAAAAUAUCAAAGCUUAAUGCGUCGCACGGAUAAUAAAAAAAAAAUCAUUGUGGAA
This is a messenger RNA of Trichogramma pretiosum, 8571 nucleotides long. RefSeq names its product putative fatty acyl-CoA reductase CG5065 (gene FAR1). Gene Ontology annotation, molecular function: alcohol-forming very long-chain fatty acyl-CoA reductase (NADP+) activity. The coding region runs from base 1220 to 2767 and encodes 515 amino acids. Gene Ontology annotation, cellular component: peroxisome. NCBI's taxonomy places the organism in Eukaryota, Metazoa, Arthropoda, Insecta, Hymenoptera, Trichogrammatidae. Gene Ontology annotation, biological process: long-chain fatty-acyl-CoA metabolic process. The transcript is spliced from 6 exons. The record is from RefSeq and is a predicted model, not a curated record.